CAAUAUGGCUGAGCAUUUCCACGUGAACACGCCUCUGCUGGAGAGCGUCACAAUGUCCAAAGUGGUGGGAACCACUGUCUACAUGAAGAUGGAAAAUUCACAGCCCUCCGGCUCCUUCAAAAUCCGUGGCAUCGGACACCUCUGCCAGCAGCUUGCCACACAGUCCAAAGGAGUUGUCUGCUCUUCAGGUGGUAAUGCAGGUAUGGCUGCAGCCUAUACAGCCAGAAAAAUGGGCGUACCAGCCACCAUCAUAGUUCCCUCCUCGUCUCCUCAGCUGGUAGUCCAGAGACUUCAAGAUCAGGGUGCUACUGUGAAGAUUAUAGGCAAGGUUUGGGAUGAUGCGAAUGCAGAAGCUCUCAGACUGGCAGAAACUGAAGGACUAACCUAUGUUCCUCCAUUUGAUCAUCCACUGCUGUGGCAGGGCCAUGCCAGUAUUAUUGCUGAAGCCGCAGUGUGUCUGGGCCCCAGUGUGAAACCCGGAGCAGUGGUGUUGUCUGUGGGCGGAGGAGGGCUCCUCUGUGGAGUCAUCCAGGGCCUGAAGGAUGUAGGCUGGGCAGAUGUACCUGUCAUCGCCAUGGAGACGGAGGGGGCCGACUGUUUUAAUGCUGCAGUCAAAGCGGGGAAGAUGGUCACUCUAGAUGACAUCACCAGUGAGGCAAAAUGUCUCGGAGCAAAGACAGUUUGCAAGAAAGCCUUUGAAUACAGUCAGUGCAGCGAGCUCACUAUCAUCUCUGAACUGGUGACUGAUCAGCAGGCUCUGCACGCUGUCGAAACAUUCCUAGAUGAGGAGCGUGUGCUGGUGGAGAUGGCGUGUGGAGCUGCACUGGCUGCUGUCUACAGUGGAGUUGUACGCAGAUUACAAGAUGAAGGUCGUCUACCAACUCUCUUGGGCCCCCUGCUGGUGAUAGUGUGCGGAGGCAGCAGUGUUGACAUGAAGCAACUGUCCCACCUCAAACACAAACUCCAGACUUAAACUUCUGUAUAUGUGCAGGUGUGUGUGUAUAGGUACGUAGCAAUAAUAUAACUUGACAGUUUUAGGCUACAACAGCUAAAGACAUCACUGUAUUAAUGCUGUGAAUAGUGAACGGAAUUAAUAAGAUUAAUUCUGGGAAAUGAAAAAAAUACAGAACAGAAAUUAAUUUUCUAUGCUUGGAAGGAAAUAUUAUUUUUAAUUACUAAUUAAUCAUUAUGAUGUCAAGCUGCAUGGUUAGUGCUUCUUAUAUUGCAUAUGUUUAAUAUUGCAUUAAAUACAAAAAUACAUGUCCCUAGUUACAGUAGAAUUCAAUGACUAGGUUUCCCCACAUGGUGGCGUCACAGUUUACUGUUGUGAAUAUACUGUACUGACCAUCCACAGAAGCUGGGAAGGUAGAUCUUUUGAUUUGAAAUGUGCUUUUAUUGCUUCUAAAAGAUAUUUGAUGAAGUGUAGAUUUUAUCUUAAAUGAAUCAGACUUUAAUCUGAGAGUCUGAUGCAUAUCAGAAUAAUAGAUGUUCUUAUAUUUCUUAAUAAUUUGAGGAAACCAUAUGAAUAUUUUUACACAAACUCUUAGUCUUUUUCAUAUAUUUUUAUUUUUUAACAUAUAACAACAGACUUUUAAUACUGGAUUGUUACAAGCUGUCAUUUUCUACCUUCACAUUAACUUUAGUAGUCCAGUCAAUUUGUGUGAUGUGUAGGAAGAUAUUGCUAUGGAAACAACUCUUCACUGUUCUGUCUGCGUCAGAGAAGUAAGUGGCGAGAGUUGCAUUUAACUACCCGUUGAUAGUCUUAGCCUUCUAAAGUCAGACAGUUACUUAAGAUAUUAGGUUGUUCAUAAAGUGUAUGAGAAGAAAAUAAAUGGCCUUCACACUAACUUUAUAAUCACUUCAUAUCUCUACCUCGUAUAUGAGAAGCAGAAGGGCAAAUGGUUCAUUCAUCAGAAACAUUUCUUUUUAUUCAUAGAAAAACAAAUGGCCCAUAUAACCCUGUGGAAGUGAAUACUGGAGUGCUUUGUGAUGAUGUUAACGGCAGAUGUUGCAGUGCAGGCUGUGGUAUUUUUACAAGAGGUGCAUUAAACAACCACAACUGAAAUCUGUCACUCAGAAAAAACUAUUAACUCAACGUCCACUUGCUAGAUUACUGUCACAGCUUUCAGCCUCAUUUUGUGGCCGUCAUUAGCAGAUGGGUUUUCCUCAGUUGUCAUGUAGAUGGUUUGGUAGUAAUCAUGUGACCUAAGUAAAGAACUCUGGUCAUGUAAUAACAGUCUAAAGACAUUUGUCACGUUAGGACUCUGUCUUUAAACUCAUUCAGUAAAAACAUGACAGAUUGUAUUUACCAUGUUAAACAUCAUGAUAUAAUAUAAAAUAUAUCUAUCUAUCUAAUAAAUGAAUUACUUUAUCUGGUUUGAAGGUCUGGGAAAAAAGACUCAUAGACAAACUACUGUGCAGCACAUCCUACCACUGCUGUGUAUUGCUGUCCUUGCUGUCGUGUGUGAUUUAAUGUCCUCUUUCUCACAAAGGCAAAUAAACUAGAAUAAAAAAUUGCAGAACAGGA
Messenger RNA from Scomber japonicus (chub mackerel), 2527 nucleotides. It is a transcript of the gene sdsl, whose product is annotated as serine dehydratase-like. The transcript has 8 exons. Gene Ontology annotation, biological process: L-serine catabolic process; L-threonine catabolic process. Bases 5 to 973 code for a protein of 322 amino acids. Gene Ontology annotation, molecular function: threonine deaminase activity; L-serine ammonia-lyase activity; pyridoxal phosphate binding. Lineage: Eukaryota; Metazoa; Chordata; Actinopteri; Scombriformes; Scombridae. The record is from RefSeq and is a predicted model, not a curated record.